Molecule: messenger RNA, 552 nt
Organism: Melampsora larici-populina 98AG31
Lineage: Eukaryota; Fungi; Basidiomycota; Pucciniomycetes; Pucciniales; Melampsoraceae
Exons: 5
Coding region: 1-552 (183 amino acids)
Biological process (GO): maturation of SSU-rRNA
Cellular component (GO): cytosol; nucleus; preribosome, small subunit precursor
Molecular function (GO): protein serine/threonine kinase activity; ATP binding
Source: RefSeq, a predicted model, not a curated record
AUGGUAGCUGCUACAAGUGAAGAAAUGGUAGCUUUGAGUACCACUCAAAUCAACGACGUUUUCAAACGGUAUUGUCCUACACCGGUGAUGGUGAUUGUAGAUGUGAGACCCGAUCGGGGGAUCGCAAAGGGAUCUGUAACAUAUGCUUAUUUUGCGAUUGAAGAGAUCAAAGUUGAAUGCAAGUUGGAUGUAUAUGAAUCGGUGAGCUGCUCAAAAGGAAUUUACCUUCAUGAAGCUGACCUCGGGCUCAUUCACGGAGAUUUCAACGAAUUCAAUAUUCUCAUUGUUACUUAUAAAGAGGAUGAGAAGGCUGAAACAAUCCUGAUUGAUUUCCCUCAAAUGGUACCUACUGAACACACAAACACAGAGCUACCUUCUUUGGUAGUUAUACUUAACAGGGAUGUAAAGUGUAUUUGUGCCUCUUUCCUUUGUAGGUUUAGGUAUCGGUCAAAGCUACACCCAAUUUUUAAUUUUGCAAUACGAGAGGGGAAGCGAGUGCGUGCUCAAAUUUUGGCCAGUUCAGGAGCUACUUUCUCUUCUGUUGAACGAUAA